Molecule: messenger RNA, 2026 nt
Organism: Postia placenta MAD-698-R-SB12
Lineage: Eukaryota; Fungi; Basidiomycota; Agaricomycetes; Polyporales; Adustoporiaceae
Product: carbohydrate-binding module family 5 protein
Exons: 16
Coding region: 316-1899 (527 amino acids)
Biological process (GO): carbohydrate metabolic process; chitin catabolic process
Cellular component (GO): extracellular region
Molecular function (GO): carbohydrate binding; chitin binding; chitinase activity
Source: RefSeq, a predicted model, not a curated record
GGAUUGUCCGUCCACCGUGCGGAUCCCCCAGUCUCAUGCACGCGCGAGCACGCUGUGCGUGCCUUUUCCGGCCCUGAGCGCCCUCUCGUGCGCGUGGUCGUCUGCUCGCCCGCUUCUGCAUCUGUAUCUCUGUUGCGCCGGGCCUUGCCUCGCGGUUCGCGAGAUCACGCCGUGGCAGAAAGACCACCCGCGCGAACGCGGUACAAAUAGCUCGUGCACGCAGCUUUGGGCUCCUCAGCCUCUGCCCCCGCCUCUGAGCGUCCUGCGCCUGCGCCCGAGCCCGACCACUGCCCCUGCGCCGUCUAUUGUCGAGCCAUGGCAUCCCGCACGUCCCUCGGCCGCCUCUUCGUCAUCGCAGGCGCGGCGCUCUGCGCGCUCGUGCUCGCCCCGACCGCGCACGCGACGCAGGUGAUGCAGCGCCCCGCGGACUACAAGGAGCCGCCGCGCGAGUUCGCAACGGGAGACCCGACGCCGAAUGUCGUGCGCAAGCGGGCAGACGACGGCUACAUCCAGGCAGCAUACUUCACGAACUGGGGAAUCUACGGCGCCAACUUCCAGCCGUCGAACAUCACGCCGUCUGACCUGACGCACAUUCUCUACGCGUUCGCGGACGUGUCCCCAGAUACUGGCAACAUCUCUCUCACCGACACGUAUGCCGAUGAGCAGAAACACUUCCCCGGAGACUCGUGGGACGAGACAGGCAACAACCUCUUCGGGUGUCUCAAGCAGAUGUACCUCCUCAAGCUCGCGAACCGCAACCUCAAGGUGCUCCUCUCCGUCGGCGGCUACACCUACUCGCAAGACGGGCACUUCUCGUUCGUGACCGACUCGAGCUUGCGCGCGACGUUCGUCACCAGCGCGGUGAGCUACAUCGAGAACUUCGGGCUCGACGGGAUCGACAUCGACUUUGAGUACCCGGACACGCCCGCCCUCGCACAGGGCUUCGCGGACCUCCUCACGGAGCUGCGCACCGCGUUCGACGCGCUCGCGACGAGCAAGGGCGACACGGUGCCGUACCAGCUCACGGCGGCUGUAUCGGCUGGAUGGGACAACUAUCAGUACAUGCUCGUCCCGCAGAUGGAUGCCGCGCUGUCGUACUGGAACCUCAUGGCAUACGACUACGCCGGCUCUUGGCUGAACUAUACUGCGAACCAAGCGAACUUGUACGACGCGUCACUGACGAACGUGUCUACGGACAAGGCGAUCAAGUGGUACCUCGGGCAGGGCGCGACCCCCAGCAAGAUCAACAUGGGUAUACCUCUCUAUGGUCGUGCAUUUGAGGAGACGCUGGGCAUUGGUGACUCUUAUGACGGCGUCGGCCCGGGCACCACACAGGCGGGCAUCUACUCGUACAGCGACCUCCCGCUCUCCGGGGCACAGGUCUACGAGAACUACACAGACGUCGCGAGCUACUCGUACGACUCGAGCAAGGAGGAGCUCGUGUCGUACGACACGCCAGACAUUGUCGCCAAGAAGGCGCAGUACGUGAUCAGCAACGGGCUUGCGGGCUCGAUGUUCUGGGAUCUCUCGACAGACAAGACCGGCUCCGAGUCGCUCGUGUACACCACCUCGCAGACGUACGGUAGCCUUGACCAGACGCAGAACCACAUCGACUACCCGGACAGUGAAUGGAACAACAUCGCGAACAACAUGGGUGAGAGCUCCAGCACCACGACCACGACCACGGCGACAGCGACCGCAACGGCGACGAGCUCGGCAGCGAGCGCGACUGGAUCGUCGGCUGCGUGCGGCACCGCGAGUGCAUGGAGCGCAUCGGCGACGUACGUCGAUGGCGAUGACGUCUCAUAUAACGGCGACCUGUGGACGGCGAAGUGGUGGACUAACGGCGACACGCCGGGAGGCUCUGCCGGUGUCUGGACGGAUGACGGGGCGUGCUAAACCCGUUUCUUGACCCGCUCGCGCGAGUGGGAACGAGGCGUGGGGCGUUCACGCAUCCACGAAAACUACGCUAUGUAUAAGUUAUGUGCAAAGGGCAAGAAUAGCUGGGAAUAUAUCGAGUGUACAA